GCUAGUCCACAUUGAAUACCCGCUUCCCGAGUCACAGAAUCUUCCAUCAAACGAACUGUUAUUACUAAGUAUAUAUCUCAGUCCCAGUACCCAAACGAGUCUUUUCAAUCCCUUUAUUACUUCAAGACAUAUAAUCUUCCAGAACUCAUCUCUACCCGCUACAUGUCUUUCCAUCUCGUAGGGCUCUUCUAAUCCAUACUUGAACAAACCACGCCAUGGAUUCAUUCAUCCAACAGUUAUGUAGGGCUCUACAUAAACCGGAAACAGCCAAAAGAUACCGGGAUGCCGGGGUAGGGCUGGCGUUUGUUGGAUUGAUCCAGGUUCUGGUUGUUCCUAUCCAGAUCACCCUUGAUAUCUACUCCAUAAACCUCCCUGCCUCUAUCCUGGUGAUGCUUCUUUUCUCCUCCCUUCUCCUCAUCGCCAACUGCAUUCAUAGGGGAACUGAGAAGUUAUACUCCAAGCACCUACGCGGACCGACUGACUUCCUUGGCCGGCACAUGUCCUUCGGCUUUGUGGCAUCCUUCAUAAUGCUCAACAGGGACCACAUAUCCAAUGUCAUGGAUGUCCCUAGGAUUGCCGGGGCUUUCUUCAUCACUACUUUUGUGGGCUAUAUUAGCACGUAUUUGGUUGCGUUCGGGAGUUCCAAGCUAGAACAACGACUACGAGGUGUACGAGAGAAAGUUUUCGACGUCGAAAGCCACCCUAAAUCUUGGCCUAGUCCCCCCGCAGCAUGGCCGGCUCCGCCAACAGAUAGGGGUGCGAAGCGGAUAUCUCAAUUAUCUCGGAUAAGUGUGGCUAUAUCAAACGAGAAGCCCUUUAUUUCGGCCGAAGCGGUGAAAGGAGGUUCGGUCUCGCAACUUAUAGAACAGAUCGUACGCACAGGUCCGCUAUGGAUUUGCAUAUUUCUGCUUGCCAUCAUCGGGGUUCCGAUAUAUCUUGCGACUAAGUACGAAGCACCGUGUGAAGUUCUAUGCUUUAUCCUAUUCUGGAUUUUAUCCGUUCGGUUUCAAAGGUCGUUGAAAAGUUCAUAUUCUCUCCUAAGGUUUCCGUACCUAAGAUCGGCAGUGGUCAUAUCUGCGAACCCGGUGCUGGUGACUUGGGCAAUUGGAACGGCUUACCUCUGGAUUAAGGCGGGAUAUACUGGACGAAGUAUCGAUGUCAUCAUCACUGAGUUUCAUAGGCAUCAGACUUUGGCGGAAAGCAUAUAUGCGAUUGCAAAGGGCGGAAGGAUAUCAAGUAAUAUCGGUGCUGGUGACCUAUCUGGACCCGUCUUGGACGCAGGCAUUGUCUGUAUGGGCUUCAAGAUGUUCGAGUACCGAAAAGAGCUAUGGAAAAGUGUAUACACGGUGUUAGCCACAUGCGCAUUGCUUGCCGUGGCAAACGUCUUCCUCAACGUUAUGAUCGCCCGCGCAUUGGGAUUACAGCCCGCUGACGCGCUAGCAUUUGCUGCUCGAUCUGUUACUAUUGCUCUUGGGGUGCCGGCGAUUGAAGGCUUGGGCGGCAGCACUACACUCAUGAGCGCACUUGUUAUUUUUGGCGGGAUUAUCUUCCAGAUGGGCGGAGAUUGGCUGUUCUCACUCCUGCGGAUUAACGACCAGGAGCACCAGCUGAAAUCUAACGACUCCAACAGUAGUUACACGGAAACUACGGGGUCUACGGACAUGUGGAAGGAGAAAAACGCUCAAAAGCAGAUUACUAGGACCGACAAUGCGGUUAUCGCAGCUGGUGUGACCGUAGGCAUCAACGCGGCAGCGAUGGGCACAGCGCAUCUAAUAGAACGGGACUCGAGAACUACAGCAUAUUCGGCAUUGUCAAUGACCUUAUUUGGAGCUAUGACAGUAGUACUCACGGCGGUACCUAGUGUCUCGGAGACUAUAGUAUCUCUAACAUGGAGAUGAGGAGAAUGCCAUAUUUCGAAGACGGUAGUUAGCGAUCACU
Messenger RNA from Daldinia vernicosa, 1938 nucleotides. RefSeq lists its product as uncharacterized. The coding region runs from base 216 to 1898 and encodes 560 amino acids. The transcript has 2 exons. The record is from RefSeq and is a predicted model, not a curated record. Lineage: Eukaryota; Fungi; Ascomycota; Sordariomycetes; Xylariales; Hypoxylaceae.